AUGAAUUCUUAUGAAAACUUGGACUCUGGCUAAAAAUGUUGCACACAUUGUGGGCAUUUAGAUUAAGGCACAUCUCUUGUUUUAAAAGAUGACAUACCAGAAAGAAAAUUUAUUCCAGAUAGAACCAUCGGAAAGGGCUUUGGCUAAGGGAUGAACUAAUAAAUGUUGAGAAUAAAAUUUUCUAAGGAACAUUAAUCAGAGUAUAAUAAGAAUUAAAAGCUAGAAGAGUUAGUAAGCAAACUUGAGUUUAUCUCUAAAGAUGACAGAAGUAAGGUGUUUGAGAUAUCCUAGAAAUACGUUGAAAAUCAAAGAAAAUUAAAUCAAAAGUGUGAUAAUUACAAUAAAGUCGUGGGUGCAAUGGCUUACUCUCUCAGAAAAGAGGGCAUUAUUGCAAAUACAUUUGAUAUGAAGGAUUUGAUCAAAGUAUUAGAAGGCCCAAUACCAGGCCAACUUAAACCAAAAUGCUUAUUGAAAGUUAUUGACAAAUGGGCAUCAAACAUUUUAGUAUCAUCAUCAAGAAAUGGUAAUUUUAUACAAUCUAAAACUUAGCCAAAGAAAAUGAUUAAUUUACAGAAAAAAUAGUUAUAAAUUGAUUGGUCAGAGCAAGCAAAAUUGGUAAUUAAUAAAUUGUUCUCUUCUAUACUUCAUAAGGCUACAACAUUUAUGCAAACUAUACAAAGUGAGGCAUAUGAUGUAGAUUUAAACACAAUUCAAGAAAUAGAGAAUUUUUACAUUGAAUACAAGCCUCUUGAUAGCUUAAACGAAUUUAAAGGCGGAGUUUCACCUCCUACUAUUGAUUCUACAAUCUCAUUUGAAAUCAAAGAGAUUUUAAACAACCCAAGCAAUGAUAAUUUGAAAAAUUACACCGAGACUAGGAUUAUUUUAUUCGCUUAAAUCAGCUGA
Messenger RNA from Stylonychia lemnae, 903 nucleotides. Lineage: Eukaryota; Ciliophora; Spirotrichea; Sporadotrichida; Oxytrichidae. The record is from the annotation of a GenBank genome assembly.